This is a messenger RNA of Solea solea (common sole), 6230 nucleotides long. It is a transcript of the gene clip2, whose product is annotated as CAP-GLY domain containing linker protein 2. The record is from RefSeq and is a predicted model, not a curated record. Gene Ontology annotation, biological process: cytoplasmic microtubule organization. Gene Ontology annotation, cellular component: microtubule plus-end; nucleus; cytoplasm. Bases 787 to 3891 code for a protein of 1034 amino acids. Lineage: Eukaryota; Metazoa; Chordata; Actinopteri; Pleuronectiformes; Soleidae. The transcript is spliced from 18 exons. Gene Ontology annotation, molecular function: microtubule plus-end binding.
AAAGCGAGUGGCAUAUAACGGGAAAUGCAGUUGAGUCAUGAUGUGUGAGUCACGUAGUUUUUAGCGAUAGGGAGCAGUGAUCUUAAAUCGGCCCGUUUUUUAAACGGGGUUCGUCACUUGGGAGGAGAACGCGUCUCAUCUUUCCCACAGGAGGCUCUGCUGCUUUCCCAGCCCCUUUGUUCAGAGACGCCGGUGGGUUGAGUCACAGACAGAGGGAGGCUGUGCUUAAUAACUAAACUAACCCACUCCACCACGUCCUCUGUGGGAGACAAGAGGCCGGAGGAGACGCGUCCAAAACGCCGGUUCAUGCUUUUUUUUUAAAUCAGCGACAGGAAAGUUGCUUUGAAGUGUUGCUGAUGCUGCGUUCCCUGCGCGUGGAAGCUUCCGGAGCGUGAGCUCCAGUUAUCGGCCACUGAUGGUGGAUGCAUGUCGGUGAUUUUUGAGCCCCCCCAAGAAAAACCGAGGCAGUGAGGCAGCCACCGCCUGUUUGUGUCAGUGAUUCAGUGAUUGUGUGAGUCUGUGCUGCAGCUGCUGACUCCGUGCAGUUGUUUCCAUCCUCCUUUUCAACAUCUCAGCAUCCAUAUUUGCAUCCCAGGGAGUGGCUGCCACUAAAAAAAAAAAAAAAAGCCUUCCCCAUCCAGGGAGACAAAUACAAAGUUGGACUCCUUAUUUAAAUUCAACACAUGCAGCCAAACAUGGACAGUACCGGCCUCCUCUCCCUCGUCUAGUGCCUGAUCCGCGAGGCUUCAUCUCUCAGGUCCAGGUGCGACUCCCUGCCGCCGUAGAAUGAACAUGCUCAAGUCCAGUGGACUGAAAAUCCCUGGCCGCGGGCCCAAACAUUCCAGCCCAAUGGGAAGGGGCUCCGCGGGUGGAACGUCCAGCCCCGUCGUCCCUAAAGAGAACAAUCCACUGAAGCUGACGCCGCCGCCUAAAGUCUCCGAAGAGGGCGAUGAGGUUUUGGGGGACUACACGGUCGGCGAACAAGUCUGGGUCAACGGAGUCAAACUGGGAGUUAUCUCCUACCUGGGGGAGACCCAGUUCGCCCCGGGACAGUGGGCAGGCGUGAUUCUCAACGACCUAGUUGGCAAGAAUGACGGCUCAGUGGGCGGCGUGCGCUACUUCGAGUGCCAGCCCCUGCAGGGCAUCUUCACACGGCCCUCGAAGCUCACGCGCCAGCCGGUGGGCGAGGGCAGUGACAGCCAUUCUACGGACUCGCUCUCGGCCCAGAAUCAGACUCAGCAGGGCGGCACUGGCGCCCCUUCUGGCCAGAGGGUGGUGGUGACGCUCAGAGAGGGCCUGCUCAACAGCGCGGUGAAAACGGGCAACGAGUCUGGGUCCAACAUGUCGGACAGCGGCUCUGUCAAGAAAGGUGGAGAUAAGGAUCUUCGAGUCGGCGAUCGAGUUCUGGUCGGAGGCUCAAAGAUGGGCGUCAUCCGCUACAUGGGCGAGACGGACUUUGCCAAAGGCGAAUGGUGUGGAGUGGAGCUGGACGAGCCUCUGGGGAAGAACGACGGAGCAGUGGCUGGAACAAGAUAUUUCCAGUGUCUUCAAAAAUUCGGCCUCUUCGCUCCGAUCCACAAGGUGAUCCGCAUCGGCUUCCCGUCCACCAGCCCAGCCAAGGCCAAGAAGAGCAAGCGCAUGGCCAUGGGCGUGUCGUCUCUGGCCCACAGCCCCAGCAGCUCCUCCAUCAGUUCAGUCAGCUCGGUGGCGUCCUCUGUUGGCGGACGGCCGAGCCGAGCUGGACUGCUGACGGAGACGUCGUCGCGUUAUGCCCGGAAGAUCUCCGGCACCACGGCGCUGCAGGAGGCGCUGAAGGAGAAGCAGCAGCACAUCGAGCAGCUGCUGGCCGAGAGGGACCUGGAGCGCGCCGAGGUGGCCAAGGCCAACAGCCACAUCUGCGAGGUGGAGAAGGAGAUGAGCGUCCUCAAGACGCAGCACGUCCAGUAUGUGACAGAGAAUGAGAGCACACUCCAGCAAGUCAAAGCCAUGUUGGCCAGCACACAGAAAGACAAGCUGGAACUGGCCAAUCAGCUCGAAGAAGAGAAACGAAAAGUGGAGGAUCUGCAGUUCAGAGUGGAGGAGGAGUGCAUCACUAAGGGAGACCUGGAGACACAGACGAAAAUGGAACAUGCCCAUAUUCGUCAGCUUGAGCGGAACCUGCUCCUCGAAAAGUCGAGAGCAGAGGUGCUUCAGAAAGACUUAGAGAGGAGGAGGCAAACCACGGUGGAGGAGCAGAGUCGCAUCAUGCAGCUGGAGGAGGAGCUGACCCUCAGAAGAGCCGAGGUCAAGAACCUCCAGGCCCAACUCGGAGGCGGCGAUGCCGGCUCGCUGAAGGCCGGCGACAACGCCGGCUCCGACAUUCAGCCGGAGACGCUGCUCCUGCGCGAGCAGCUGCUGUCGGCGGGCCGCGUGCACUUCAGGGAGAGCAGCGAGUUAAAGGAGAAGUACGAGACGGCCUUGGCAGCGAGCCGGCAGGAGGUCGACUCUCUGAAGGCCGUGGUGGAGAAACAGAACCAGGAGAUCAGUGAGCUGAAGCAGAAGGUCCAGCAGGCCAACAAGGAGAACAUGGAGAUGAUGGACACCUGGAAGGCUAAAUUUGACACUUUGGUGAGUGACCACCAGCGAUCCCUGGAGGAGUUGAAGGCCACGUUGACGAGUGACCGCGUCACACCUGAGGGCCAGGAGCAGGACAGCCAGGAGCUGAGAGCCACGCUGGAGAGCCUGAAGAUGGAGCACCAGCUGGAGGUGGAGAAUCUCAAGGCCAAGCACAAGAUCGAAGCCGCCAUCCUGACCAAGGAGCACGAGGACCUCUGCAUCCGCCUCCAGGAGGCCAGAGACCAACUGGCCGAGGGCAACCACACCUGGAGGACUGAGGUGGAGGCCCAGAGUGGGAAGCAGGCCCUGGAGGAGGCGGCGGAGAAGCUCCAGAAGGCGGAGCAGAGGCUGGCGGAGAUGGAGAAACUGCAGGUGGAGCGGGAUCGCAGCGCGCAGCACCUGAGGGAGAGACUGGAGCUGUCGGAGAAGAAGAUGACGGAUUACCAGGCUGUGCAGAGCGCGCACACAGAGAGUCAGGAGGAGAUCCAGAAACUGGAGGAGAAGCUGAGGGUGACGGCGAACCAGCUCCAGGCCAUCCAGGCCGACCGCUACACUUCCCAUGAUGCAAACGUCAUAGAAGACAACGAAAUUUCAGAGGAGAAGAUGAAGCUGAAACAAAAUAUCGAAGAAACGAUGGAGAAGUUGUUGAAAAGGGAAAAAGAAGUCUCGACGCUCACCUCGCAGGUGGAAGCCCUCAAAUCACAGAUGGGAGCUCUGGAGAGCAAAGUUCGAGCCGGGGAGAAGAAAGCUGACAUCCUGUCCAGGGAGAAGAUGCGCGUGGAGGCAGAGCUGGAGACCAUGACCAGGAAGUCCCAUGAUGCAUCCGGGCAGCUGGUGAGCAUCAGCCAGGACCUGCUGAAGAAAGAGAGGAGCCUGAAUGAACUGAGAGUGUUGCUCCUGGAGUCGCAUCGUCAUUCUCGGGACAUGGAGAAGGAUCUGAACCGGGAAGUGCGCAAGGCCGAGUGGAAGGUGAAGGAGCAGAAACUCCAGGACGACAUCAAGACGCUGCGGGAAAAACUCCUCCUACUGGUAAAGGGUCAGGAACGAGCAUCACCUGACCACCGGCGUCACUCCAUGCUGGAUCCGUCAGUGCCGGACUCGGAAGCGAACCGCCUGCGCCAGCGGCUGCUCAGCACCGAGGAGGCCCUGAGGAACGCGCUGGAACACAACCAGCAGGUGGACCAGCUGGUGCAGGCCAUGCGUCGGCAUCCGGAGAAAAGCCCGGCACACGGCGCAAAUUCAGCAAAUGGGAUUCAUCAUCAGGAGUCGGGCAACACUCGAGAUGAACAACACUGAUAUGAGACGUAAGCAGAAACACUCCCGCGACGGACACCGGAGCGAUUUUUUCCGUUUACACUUCAAACCAAAACAGCCAAAUCUCCGCUGAAUUUUUACGUGUUGUCGCAGAAAAGCACCUAUUAGCCAAUCACAAAGUUCUAUAAAAAAAAUAAAAUUUAACCCGCAAAGUGGGACAUGGACUUGGAAGAGAAGAGAAGACGAAAUAUCGGUACAACUGCUGAGAACUCGCAGUGCGACGCCGACAACUUUGACGAAGUAAUGUUUAAAAAAAAUAAGAAUAAUAAAAAAAAACACGGAACAUUUUGACAAUUGAGAAACUUCGGAGAAAGAAGGAAGUGAAGAAGCGAGUCUCAGUCGCUUUGUUUAUUUAUUUAUUACAUUCAUUUUCUUUUCUCUCUCUCCUCCGCUUUGUAAUAAUCACAUGUACUGUAGGUGAGCUGUCUCAGCUCCUCGAGGACGAUGACGACGUCACGCGUCACCUGACCUGGAGGCGGGGUUUUUCAGAAUCAUCACAGUUGCAGUGUUUACAAACCAUGUUUACGAUAAUUAUGUGGAAGGUCCGGUGUGUAAGAAUUAGUGACAUCUAAUGGUGAAACGGCAGAUUGCCUCACCCUUUACAUGCCAGAACGGAUGUCACUCCGCCUCCUUUUGUUCGUUUAUGCAUCGGGAUUAUGUGGGCGGAGCUGUUCUUCGUUUGUAUCAAAAUGGCGGCCCCUAUAAAGCAAGGAUGAAACUCCAAUUCUAAUGCCACGAAAACCAAUCAAUUUUUAUUUUUAAUUUAAAGCAAUUAUCAAUUUCUGUCAAUUAAUACUCAUAAAUGUUUCACUCUGGACCUUUUAAAGUAUCAUCAGCAUCAGGUUAGGGAAGUUUGUGUUGACUGGGAUGCACAAUUGGAGGUGUUUGUAAAGGAAAAUAAAUAGAUAAAUAUACAUUUUCAAUGGGGUGGAAAGGUCAGUCAGUCAGUCAUCAUCUACCGCUUUAUCCUCUGCUAGAGGGUCGCGGGGGGUGCUGUGCCAAUCUCAGCUACAUCGGGCGAUAGGCGGGUACACCCUGGACAGUUCGCCAGUCCAUCGCAGGGUGGAAAGGUUUUAGUGUAAAAUCACCUGAUUGUGUGAAUUCUUGUUUUUCAAUACCCCAGAAUGAGCAAAGCUAACGUUUAGCAGAGCUAACAACACUGACAGAAGGCGGAAUGUAAAUGUGUAGCUCCAAACACUGUUAGCAUCGCCUUUAAGAACUAAGGAACACUGAAUCAUCUCAAGCUAACAUUUAGCAAAGCUAACGCUAAUUCUGUUGCUAACAGCUGCAGCAUUCUUUGUGCAAUGUUCUGGGUCAAAUGUAAACAAAUAGCCGCUAACUCAUUGGUAUCACUAUUAAACAAUAUAUAUGAAAUUAGGAAGAACUUUUCUUUCUUUUUUUGUAUUGUAAAUUUAUAUCAGGAGACGGCCAUUUUGGACCACUAUGUUUUUACAGUAGACCACAGUGGACAAAACUAAACAUCUUCGAGUUUUGAUGCUAACUGAAGGCUAUGUACACUCGGGAGGGAAGAGUGAGGUGAGGGGACGUACAUAUUAAAUGUCACAAAAUCUUACACACGGCACCUUUAAAGCUGCUCACCAUACUGUAUUCCAUAGGUACACUUGAGUUUUCAGUUAAAGGACGGAUUGUGAGGACACCAAUAUCUGCUGGAUUCACUCGUUCAUUGUCAUUCAUGUGAAAGAGUGAAUAUUAUGACUUUUCUCAUCCACUAAAAAAACAAAAAAACAUGUACAACUUCGACCUGUUACGAUUCUUCUCCUACACUGUCCAUAACGAUGAGCUAUUUUUAUUUCCUGUGGACCAUGUACUGUAUAUCAACACAUCCAUGCAUUAGUAUUAAAAUAAGUGUAUUAUAUUUGAUGCCUACGUUCCAUUGAAUGACAACGUCCCGGAACUACUGAGUCGACAAAAGGGCUGUCCGUCACCUGAGCUAAAAACCCAAACAAUCCGUUCCUGCUGUUCCCAACCCGGGGUUUGGAAAAAUCACAACGUUAUCAGCGUAUAUAGAGAAUUUUUACUGCAAGUCUUCCAAAUAUUGCUUUAUCCAUUUGUUGACUGAACAUGGAGCUGGUGCUUGUAGCUGGUCAGAGGUUGUUAUUGCAGCGCGGGAGACUUUACACAGUGAAAUCCACAGGGCAGGAGCUGGACAGCUCAGAUAAAACCGGAGUUUUUAUUUAUUUAAUUUUUUUCCAUUGGUUAUUCUACAUGGCCUUCUCAGCUCCAGGGUUCGUACCCUUUUGGAUUAUUGCUGCAAUGGUUUCGGAGAUUGAGUCAUUAAAUAUUAACAAUGUGGGCAAGCA